This is a messenger RNA of Linum trigynum, 6227 nucleotides long. NCBI's taxonomy places the organism in Eukaryota, Viridiplantae, Streptophyta, Magnoliopsida, Malpighiales, Linaceae. The record is from the annotation of a GenBank genome assembly.
ACUCUCGACCAGAAAAAAUUCCAAGAAAAGAUAAUGCAAAAACUUAAGAUAAGCAGAAAGAUACGUCAGCAGACAAAUUCCCUUUUGCUGUCUCUAUAUAUGUAUAUGUCAACUAAUUAAAUUGAUUGGUGCAUGGCAUAGGGACAGAUAUAUAGAGAUAGAAAGACAUAUAGUGAUGGAAUGUCGUAAAUAAAGCAUAUAUGGCCCUGAUAAUUAAAAAAAGUGUGACAUAGUAUGGAUGGAGAGAUAUGUACCACCAAAAUUUUCCUGAUAAAUGAUACGAUAUCAAGCCAAAUGUAGAGGUGCUAGGCUGGAGUAGGGAUGACAAUGCUCGAGUUGGAUGAGGGUUUUUUAAACUCAAAACCAACUCAACCAACUCAACUGGUCUACUUAUUAAAAAAUUCGGUAAAAUAAUCAUUAGAUUUUAGAAGUGACGGUCAAACUAGGUGUCGGGCCAAUUGAGUGUAUAUGUUACAUAGUUGAGGGCAGGAUGUUAAUUUCUGAAACCACGUGCCAAAGUUGAUUAUAUAGUCAUAGUUCAGCCCAAAAUAAGGUAUUAACCCUAAGGGUAUCAUAUAGUUAAGUGUGGGCCUUCUUGAGCCAUAGCUCAUAUUCUAUAGCACCAAUGAUCUAGUAAUCAAGCAUGCAUACAUGAAAUGCUUGUCAAUCAAUCCAUACAUGCAUGUGAUAUAAAAAAGGUAGUUUCUUAACAAUCUCAAUGAUAUUAUCAACGAUAGCCAUAAUAGCAUACAAUAGAUUCAUAAGCAUCGAAAAAAACAUAAGAUGAUAUAAGCAUCAAUGAUACAAACAACAUCUAGUGAAACUAGCAUCUUAUUCAAUCAUUCAAAGAUACAUGAGCAUCAUAUAAUUCACAUCUCUCAACAAUCUCGAGUUAGCACACCAAUAAGGAGAGAGAAGGUAUCACUAGUAACGGUAUCCUCCUUAAGAGCUUCAAUGCUUACUUGGAGAGCUAACCCGUGCCGCAUGGGCUGAGCAUGUAAAGGGGUGCAUCUAAUAGCUCUAGGCCUCUUAUUUAUGAGGGUUUCUAGUAUUUUCCUCGUAAAGUAGGCCAAAACCUUCCUUUUACGAUUUAAAGUCGGAUUCCUUUGACUUGAGGAUCAAGUAAUUUGUUGAGGAAGUUUCAUUUAGGGCUUGGGCCAAGCGGAGAUAGUGCGGCGGUAGUACCCCGUUGUAAGGUUUUUUUUCCCCUCCAAAUUGGAUUAUUUUUGGUGGGAAACUUCCUCUUUGGCUCAUUGGGCUGCUCCUCAAGUUUCACCUCGUUUGGACAUCAUUCAACCCGUAUGCUCUUCUAACUACUAUCAUCUGGUCCAUAACAUGAGCUUCUGGUGUCAGAAUCUAUCUUCAUUUGAGCCAAUGAGCUUGUCUUCUCAACCUCCUUCUGAUCCAUUGGGUCCCUUGGUGCCCCAUAUUGACAUCAAAUCAUAUAAAACACACUCAAGGUUUAUCAUAAGCUCAUUAUAAUCAAAUAGUUAUGAAUUCCAUAUGAAAUAUAAUCAAAUCCACUAAAAAUGCACUGAUAGAAGAGGAAAAUAUAAUCAAAUAUGAGAAAAUAUAUCAAAUCAUAUAAUCCACUAAUGAUCCAGAUAGUCUUAUUCAAGUCACAUCAACCUUUAAUAAUAUUUAUUAUUUAACCAUUUUAAAAAAAAAAUUAUUUAGGUAAGAUGGGACAAAAUGAGGCCCCAAAAACGAAUUCAAAUCAUACCCAACAGAAUCAACUUUAUUUCACAGAGGAGUUUUCCGAAACAGAAAUGUAUGUGGGGGAACAGUAGGUUGCCACAAACCAUCUAGCAGCUGCGGGUGUCAGUCAGUCAGUCAGUCAGUCAGUCCGUCGUCGGUCAUGGUUUUCCGAACAUUAUACCACAAAACUGUCAGAAAGAGAAAGACAUAUGGACGGACGGACAUGGAGAUUGAGGACAGAGACAGAUUUUGGCUUGGAUUUCCGAGUCCCCGCCCAAAGACAGACUGCUAUUCUUACCCUAGCUUACUCCUCCUCCUUUCCUCUUUUCAUUCUCCCUCUCUUUUCAUAUAUUAUAUAUUCAUGCUGUCUUUUGCAUGAGAUUGCGGAAAUGGAGAUAUGGGGGCUUGUAAUUUCUUUGUUCCUUUCUCUCUCUUAGGUAUGUUAUGUCUGUCUUUAUUGGAAUAUGGAAAACAAAUCAUUGCCGUGGGAGAGAGUGGGAGGGAAGCACAAGAGAUAAUUUGCAACAUCAUUACACAGACAUUGUCUGAAACCCUAAAAUCAUUAUGAAGACUAUGGCAAUUAGCGGGGAUUCCCAUACCAUGUAAUACUCACCAUAAUCCCCCAAUUUUGGGAUAAACCCCAAAAUCAUUAUGAAGGCUUGGGCAGCUAGUGGUAACACAUGCAGUAAGCCUUUUACCCGAUUCGGUUAUAGUUAACCGGUAAUCGAUUAGUCAUUAUCCAUAAAAAUGCUUGUCGCGACAUCCGAAAUUAUGGAUGUUAUCGCUAAACCGAUUAUGGUACGUUCGGUUAUUAUUUAAUCUGCUAACUAGAAACUGGAUUGUGCAUAAUCUGCUAACGAGGCUUUUGAUUUUGUAUAUUCUUUAUCUAUAUGCCACCCAAAAGAGGCAAGCCACCUUCCCUUCCAGGUCUAGCGAGGAAAGUCUGUAGUAUGGUAUUUUUUUUUUACUAACUCCGUAGUUUAGACGUGGUUCAUUAAUUAAUUUCUCAGUGCUAAAACCGCCUAUCAAUUUGAGAUCCCGUAUCUGAUAUUUUUCGAUAUACCGUUUCUAAAACAUUGGUCUAAUUAAAAGGGAGAAUUGAGGUGGAUGGAAAAGUGAAAAAAAUGGGCUACUACGUACCUCUGUCAAGUUGAAGCACGAGGCGCAACAGCUGACAUGAACAUUUUAACAGACUAGGAUUCGUUUUUUGGUUGUGAGAGUGGCAGAGCUUUUUUUUUUUUUAUGGUGUUGGCAAGGGGAAGAAGAUUGUUUGAAAUAACAAGGCCGGGGAUGGAAGGAAAGGGAAGAGGCCGGGUGCCUCCUUUAUUCCUUCUUGGUAAACAGCUGCUGCUGCGUUGCAUUGGUAGUAUCAAAAAGCCAAAUCCCAUCCUUCUCAAAUUAAGAUUCCUUUCUUUCAACGUGACCAAUCUCAGUCCCCACUCCAUUCCUAUGCCUAUUCCCCACCACCACAUUACAGUUAACAACAACUGAUUUUAUUUUAUUUUAUGUAUCCAUUAGUCCCUAUGGAGGGAAUUUCAACAACUACAAAAAGAGAGAAUAGUAAGACACUUUGGUAAUUAAAAUACUUGUUAGAAGUUUAAUUAGAUCAUCUGGAAUAUUGAUGAUGAUUUGAUAUCGCUGAUCAACAAAUAUAUGCUGUUAAGAUACAACUAGUCUAGAGUAUAAGUUGAGGUUGUACCAUACGCAUGUAAAUAGGAGUCUUUCUUGCUAUGCUAUAAAGAAUUGGUGCUUUAAUGUACAGGUUAAAAUUGUACCAUAAUGUUAAAUGUAUAAGUUGAGGUUGUACCAUACAGGAAUUUAUACAUUUAUGGUAUGAUACAACUUAUAGUUGUCAAUCGCAUUAUAAAGGUACAAGUUCCAGUUGUAUCGUAAAAGAACUUGUACACAAUAGUAUAGCUACAAUAUGAAAUUGUACCAUAACGUUAAAGGUACAAUUUCAGGUUGUAGCAUAAAAGCAAAAACCUAUAUCACCAAUGCUAUAUAACAUUGUAAAAUUACUAUGUAAGUAGAUACAAAUAAUCUUUGAAUUUUUUGUGGGUAAAAAUUAAUUAUUUUCCAUUAUAGUCUAUGUCCAGAUACAUGGACACGGAAAUAUAGUUUUUCUCACCGUCAUUAAUUGUAUUAAUGUGAGCUUUCCCUUUUAUAUUACAUGAUUUUGAUAGAAAGAAAGCAAUCCGAAUAUGAUGCUCACACGCGCUAACCGAAAUAAGGAUCUUAUAUGAGCCUGAUGUCAUUGGAUCGGGCACAAGCAAUCUGCAAUCAUUGGAUGAAUCCGUUGUCGUCCUCUGGUUUGUCAUGGUUGCAUCCGUUGUCGGCUUCCUCUCUUUGUUUCAGCUAUGAACAAUCCUGUAUAGUCCUGUCUACCGCCAUGUAAUCUCUUCGGUGAUUCACUGUGAUGGGUCGUCUUCGAACAACUCUCAGGAGGCGGCAUAUGGUGUUGCAAUGUUCAAUCAUCAUGGUCAAUUCUGUAUUGGAUGAGCUGAAGCUUUAAUUUGAGUUUAUCUGAUAGAUGAGGUUACAAAGAGUGAUUCAUAUGCUUUGGUUUGCGGCUCGAGGAUGGAAUGCCCUUGUCUAGUUGGAUCAUGCUUGGCUUUCUCUUGUUCUGAUCUUUUCCUCGUUGGUUUGUGUGAUCCUCUGGAUGUUUGAGGCUGUUCUUUCUUGGUUUGAUUUCUCAUGUUGUAUCCCCUCUUUGUAACCGAUUUUAUUGGUUGAGCAAUAUAAGUGAACCCUUUUUCAAAAAAAGAUGGAUGCUAAUGAUGACGAUAUCGUAAAUAAAUUAUCAACACAUCCAUCCGAAUAAUAUGGAGUUGGGUUGGGGAAUAGGGUUGAGGUCAAGUCGUUUCCGUUAUAUAGUGAGUCAGAGUCCAAGCUGUGAAAGCAAAGCAAGGCCUUGCCUGCCUGCCUGCACAAGGAAGGAAGAGAAACGGAAUUUGGGGAAUGAAGAAGAGCACCACUGCACCAGCUUUGAUGUAUGCACGCGUCAUUGGAGCGCGUGUUCAGUGGUGGUUCAAUUCAGCAGGAGGAUGAAUUAAUGAUAAGGAGCGCGCCUCUGCGUCUACGUACGUACGUAAUAAGCCUUUAUUUUUCGUUGGUGACAAGUGGGGCCCAGGAAUGCUGACAAAACACAACUUUGUCUCCUAGUGAAUCGCGCCCUAGCAAAAGCAAACACUCUCCAGUCUCCCCAGUCGCCGGUCAGCAUUUAUCGAAUUCCAUGAAUUCAGUUUAGCCUGUCUCUAUGUCUGUCCGUCUCAACUAAUCACACAGACCUUAAUUAAUUAAUUUAUUAAUUAUCAACUGCACAAAAGAAAAAAGAGGCAUGCCAAAGAUCGGUUUGUUCGCGACAACUAUUCGAUUCUGUUCUUUGAUCUGGUUCUCGGAGGGUUGGGAUUUUUUUUAGUCUUUUCAUGACACUGAUCACUAUUUUUAGGUACGUACUCAUGUUAGUUUAAUUGCGUUGCAUUAAUCAUUAGUACAGAUCUGUCUGUCUCUGUCGCCUAUUAAUUAAAUCAUUACUACUACUACUACUCGAAACUCGAUUAGUGUCGAUCCAUAUAUAAUAAUGAUUGUCCUCAUCCUCAUCUACCAAAUCUUUCUUCAUGCAUAUCGAUAUAUAGAUAUAUAGAUGCACUCAAUUUGAUUAGUAUAAUAAUAAUUAAUAACCAUGCAAUAUUUUGGUGGAUCUCCUGGGAGUCGGUCGGUUGGAAGUCACUAAACACUAGUGGAUCGCACUCUCUAACAUAUUCCAUACAUUCUUUCUCUCUUCCUUUCUUUAGAAUACCUAGGAUAAUUUUACAGCAUUCUAUAUAUGGUACUCAAAAAUAAAUAUUGUAUAUUAUAUAUCUUUUUUUUUAUGUAGCUGUUAAAUUAACUGGAGUUUUGGGUAUGAUAGUAUGCAUGUCAUAACCCUUAAUGAGCAAACUCUAACUUCCAAUUCUCUAACCCGAAAGCCAUAAGAUGGUGCAUUUAGUAUGUUGAAUGUUUCGACGAAACAAAAUUGUAGAUUACUCUUUCUGAUAAAAUUAAUCUUAGGUUACAUGACUUUUUGAAUGAUGACCUAUGUUUUGCUCAUCGGGGUUUACAGUGGGUACCAUACCUUGAACUCCAGUUACCUCAAGAUUUAGAUAACAUUUUCUUACUUAGUGUAUGUGAUACUCUCAUAUUUACCUUAGGUACUGUAGAACUCUCCAUAUAUAUAAUUAUGUUACAUAAGCAACUCCUAUCACACAACUAUACAAGGGUUUCGAUAGCUGCACUGAUCUUGUCCUUAGCUGCACUUAGAAUAUGUUUGACAGCAUAAAAAAAAUAGUCAUUUUAUUCCAACUAAACUAUCGAGUCACUUUCACAUGAUCGCUCUCCACGAGUCAUUUGCAAAUGAUUCAUGUUUUCUCCACGACUUUCCUAUCAUAACUCCGUCCUUUUUCAGAAUCCCAAUACUAACCUUCUCUAUAUUUAGCAAUGCAUACGUUUAACCAAAUGACUCAUUUUAGAAAUACAAUCAAGUAAGUGAC